UGCAGACUGUAGUGUCCCGAAGUUACAUCUGUCUGGCACAGGGAUGUCCCUGAGCUCAAGAGCUUACGCUUUUUCCGUGGAGGCAUUAGUGGGUUCCUCUACUAAGAGAGCGCUGGAGGAACAUGGAGGGGAGAGCCAGCAUGGGGCCCCAGAUACAGCGGAGGGGGCCACACUUUGCCAGAUGGCCCCCAGGGAUGAGGAGCCUGCAGAGAAGCGUCCCAAAUCCUCUGCGCCACUUUCUCCGGACACCGCACCUCACAGCGCAAUAAGGGUGGAGCUGCAGGGCUGCGAACUGUGGCGGAGAUUUCACGAGAUAGGAACCGAGAUGAUCAUCACCAAGGCCGGGAGGAGAAUGUUCCCCUCUGUACGAAUCAAAGUGAAGGGUCUGGAACCGGCCAAACAGUAUUAUAUCGCCAUGGACAUCAUCCCUGUGGACUCCAAGCGAUACAGGUAUGUCUAUCACAGCUCUCAGUGGAUGGUGGCCGGGAAUACGGACCACACCUGCAUCUCCCCCCGACUCUACCUCCACCCCGACUCCCCCUGCUCCGGGGAGACCUGGAUGCGGCAGAUCGUCAGCUUUGAUCGGGUCAAACUAACCAACAAUGAGAUGGAUGACAAAGGACAUAUUAUUCUGCAGUCCAUGCACAAGUACAAACCCCGGGUGCAUGUCAUUGUCCAAGACUCCAGGUUCGAGCUGUCCCAGAUCCAGUCAUUACCAGCGGAGGGCGUCAGAACAUUCUCAUUCAAAGAAACAGAAUUCACUACAGUGACGGCGUACCAGAACCAGCAGAUCACUAAACUGAAGAUAGACAGAAAUCCUUUUGCAAAGGGCUUCAGGGACCCUGGCCGGAACAGAGGUGUCCUGGAUGGACUUCUGGAGACCUACCCCUGGAGACCGUCGCUUGCCUUAGAGUUCAAAGCGUUUGGGGGCGAGACACCUGGUGGCAGCUCAGGUUCCUCCCCCAUCACCUCCAGUGGCGGGGCGCCAUCUCCUCUGCUCUCUCCAUCCUGCUCCCCUCCCACGUUCCACCUGCCCCCCUGUAACCUCGGCAUCCCGUGCCCGGAGAACUACCUGCCGUUCUGCUACAAGAUCUGCCCCAGCGGCGUCCUGAGACAGCGCUCCUUCUUGUUACCAAGUCCGGAUAAACAGGGGGGUCCUGGCGCCCACCCGCUCCCUCCGCUAAUGCUGGAUGUUCCCCUCUUGUCUUCAUUUGGCAUCUCCAAAAGCAGCAAACUGGAAACCUUCAAGGGGCACUGCUUCCCGUCUCCUGCCAGUCACAUGUUCUACAGGCUGCCCACAUCCGGGAACAUUGCCCGGGAAACCCUUAACUGCUCCUUACAUCCUCCCUACGGCUUCUACGGCUACAACCUCUCUGUGCCGUCGCACCUGAUCACCGCAGCAAACCAUCUAAAGAUGACGGACAGUUUUCCCAGCUCGUUUAGAGACGUACGUCCCAGUAUCCCCCACUGGCCGCCAUCCGUCAACCACUGCCUAUAGUGGGACAUUGGGAACAUUGUGACAAUGCAGAGAUAAUCGGUGACGCGUCUAUACCCGCCUCCUCUCGCUGGCUCUGUGCCGCUAUGUCAUACAGAAGACGAAUCAUACCAUGGAUGACCCGGUGACUGUAAUAGCCACAGGCGGCUUCUGGAGGCGACAAUAAUACUUAGAACAUGUUAUAAUGUAAUGGCUAAACUAUGCGCCAAGAAGACGUGCGCUUCCGGUAUAGACGUCAGGUAUUCCCUGAGCGCAGAAUAUGCGUCUGCAGCUACGGCUAUCUUUAUGUGCUUAUAACCCGUCCUUGUUUGAUUACCAUAAACCAACCGCCGGCAACAUGCCUGAGAAUUAUCAUUAUUAUUGUUAUAUACAAAUCAUGAACAUCUGAUAAUUGUCCACGUGGCGAUAUAGAUAUAUACUGUAUAUAUAUAUAUAUAUAUAUAUAUAUAUAUAUACACACACACAUUAUGUCAGCAGCAAUUAAUAAGAAAGAAAAGCUAAAACAAAUAUUUUGCACAAGUGGAAAUGGCGACUUUACGCUUCUUGUUUUGCUAAUCAGAUGAACGUUGAAUAAAAGUGCUAUAUACUGUG
This is a messenger RNA of Pseudophryne corroboree (corroboree frog), 2086 nucleotides long. It is a transcript of the gene TBX22, whose product is annotated as T-box transcription factor 22. Gene Ontology annotation, biological process: regulation of transcription by RNA polymerase II; positive regulation of DNA-templated transcription; cell fate specification. The transcript is spliced from 8 exons. Gene Ontology annotation, molecular function: DNA-binding transcription factor activity, RNA polymerase II-specific; RNA polymerase II cis-regulatory region sequence-specific DNA binding. The record is from RefSeq and is a predicted model, not a curated record. The coding region runs from base 44 to 1498 and encodes 484 amino acids. Gene Ontology annotation, cellular component: nucleus. Lineage: Eukaryota; Metazoa; Chordata; Amphibia; Anura; Myobatrachidae.